AUGGCCAAAAAAGUAACAUUGUGUGAUUAUGACUAUUUAUUUAAAAUAAUGAUAAUAGGGGAUCCUGGAGUGGGGAAAUCUUCGCUUAUAAAAAGUUUUGUGAAUGAACCAUUCAAAGAAAAUUAUGAACAAAGCAGAGAUUAUGAUUUUAAAAUUAAAAGCAAUAUGUAUAUAGACGAAAAAAAUAUUAAAGUUCAAGUUUGGGAUACUUACACAGAAAGAUUUAGACAAAAUAAAAGGCCAUACAGGGGCUCGCAUGGGGUAUUAAUUUUAUAUGACAUUACAGAUAGGCAAUCAUUUUACAAUGUAAAAAUGUGGCAUUUGGAAAUCCAAAGAUAUGCAUGCGAAAAUUGUAAAGUACUUUUAGUAGGAACAAAAUCAGAUAUACCAGAAAUAUCGGCAUGUGAUCGAAUGGUUACCUAUGAAGAGGGUUUAGAAUGUGCGGAUACCUACGAUAUCCCAUUUAUAGAAUGUUCAGCUAAACAAGGUUACAAUGUAUAUAGUGUUUUUAUGGCUAUGGUUAAAGAAAUUUAUGAAUAUAGACUAGAGAAUGAAGGUCCUUCUCUUCCUCCAUCAAACAAAGUAAAUUUAGUUAGUUUUAAAAAAGCUAAAAAUAAUAAUAAAAAAUGUAUUUUAAAUUAA
Dictyostelium purpureum is the source of this 642-nucleotide messenger RNA. RefSeq lists its product as uncharacterized. The coding region runs from base 1 to 642 and encodes 213 amino acids. NCBI's taxonomy places the organism in Eukaryota, Evosea, Eumycetozoa, Dictyosteliales, Dictyosteliaceae. The transcript has a single exon. The record is from RefSeq and is a predicted model, not a curated record. Gene Ontology annotation, molecular function: GTPase activity; GTP binding.